Vanrija pseudolonga is the source of this 1670-nucleotide messenger RNA. Its product is annotated as purtative oxidoreductase. The record is from RefSeq and is a predicted model, not a curated record. Bases 211 to 1188 code for a protein of 325 amino acids. Gene Ontology annotation, molecular function: oxidoreductase activity, acting on the CH-OH group of donors, NAD or NADP as acceptor. The transcript is spliced from 7 exons. Lineage: Eukaryota; Fungi; Basidiomycota; Tremellomycetes; Trichosporonales; Trichosporonaceae. Gene Ontology annotation, cellular component: cytoplasm.
CAACUUGUUUCUGGCCGGGUUGAUGCCAUAGCCGGAUAACAACUCAAGACAAGUAAGUAGGAGCAGCAACGCCGCCGACGACAACGACGUGCAACACAUCAUCAUCCUCUUUGACUCUCUUACAACUCGCUCAAACUCGUUUGCAUUGUCCUCCCAGCGAAACAUCGCCCCUAGAACCCAAACUACCGCUCAGGCCCCUCUCCCUUAACAAUGACGCAACGUGCUACCAUCCCCCUCGUCGACAUCCCAAUCGACUCGCUCCUCAACAACGAGGCCGCGGUCAAGGGCUCGCUCGUCCUCGUCACCGGCGGUGCUUCUGGCUUUGGACGUCUCCUCGCUGUCCAGCUCGCCAAGGCAGGCGCCUCGCUCUUCCUUGUUGACCUUAACGAGGUCGCGCUGGCCGCCCUCGUGGCCGAGAUCAAGGGCAAUGGAGGCUCGGCCGCCUCAGCCUCUGCCGAUGUGACGAGCACGGAUGCCCAGCGCUCCGCGUUCGAGGCCUGUGUCAAGGUGUUCGGCCGCGCUCCCGACAUUGUGUACGCCAACGCCGGUGUCAACGGCAACGACAACUUUGAGGAGGACGACGGUGGAGACGCGCCCAAGCCGUGGCGUGACCUCACCUUCAAGAUCAACUUCCGCGGCAUGGUCAUCACCUCGGCCCUCGCGCAGGAGUACUGGGCCAAGUCGCCGGCCAAGGCCCCGCGCCGCCUCGUCUUCACCGCCAGCAUGGGCGGUAUCAACGGCAUCCCGGCCGGCUCGUGCUACGCUGCCAGCAAGCACGCGACUCUGGGUAUCUGGAAGGGCCUUGCCGACGACCUCGCUGCGGGCAAGCUGAGCGGCUUCACUGUCCACGCCGUUUGCCCCUUCUUCGCCGCCACGGGCAUUCUCCCCGCCGCCGUUCGCUUCUUCCUGGCGGGCGUGCCCCUCGUCGCGGUCCCGACCGUGUCCAACGCGCUCGUCUACAUUGCUGCUGGGUCCAAAGAGCUUGGCAACGACGGAGCCAUCCUCCUCCCCGAUGCUGGCAAGCCGACCAUCCUCCGUGCCAAGGACUACGACCCGCUCGUCCAGGAGUUUACCGAUGCCCUCGACUCGAGGAUUGCUCGUGAAUCGUCCAAUGUUGCUGCCGGUAGCUGGGGUCAGUGGUUUAGCGACGUCACCAACAUCUUCAACCGCACGGCUGCGGCGGCGUAAAAUAGAGCCCGGUCGAGCCAGCGCCGGCGCCUCCACGCGGCGGACGACCUGGUGCGGAUGCGAGCAACACAGCUGGAAUCGUUUAUGGUGAGUGGGGUGGUGAGAACCCAAAGUGGACACGGGGGUAAAGGCCCAAUGUGGGCGACAAGGGCACUUCUGCCUAAACUGGCCCAAAUCCAAGAUCCAGUUUCAUUGUACCCUUUGGCCGUGGGCUUUUUGAGCCAGGUUGGUUUGAUUGCAGUGAUCGUGGCCGUGGCCGUGUGGCCGUGGUGGCUUGCCUUUGGCGUUGGUGUGUGCCGAGCAGAGCCGAGCAGCUUAGCUCGCCCAGUGGCGCACUUUCAUUUUGGAGUGACAUUUGGCUGACGACUAAUAGCCCAGACGCGUUGUUUGAAUUGGUGGUGUAUAUGGGGUCCAGCCCGGUCCGUUGUUGUGCCGUGUCAUAUAGGUGGGCGAGAUUGAAGCAAGCGCGGGGCGGGGAGGCU